GUACAUCAUGAUCAAGUUCCCAUUCUGUCUAUAAUGCUUUAGAAAGAGGUACGAAGAACGCCAACGCAAAACCGUCGUUCUUUCUGGUGGCAUCGUCGUGUUUCAUCGCUAUCUCUUCCGUAAAAGAAGAAAUAAGAAGGAUGAACAAAUCGCGCAUCAAGUGGUGGCCGCAAUAUUUAGCAGCGAUUACAGCCACCCUAUCUAUGGCAACUUCCGGUUCUCACAUAGGCUGGACAUCACCGAUACUACCAAAAUUAAAGUCUCCGGACUCCCAUAUGCCAAUAACAUCGGACGAUGCCUCGUGGAUCGCUUCGUUCGUUCUCCUCGGCUCGAUACCUGGCAAUAUCAUCGCGGGCCUCAUCGUAGAUCGGCUGGGGCGUAAAACGUGCCUCCUAUUAGCGGGGAUACCACUGACUGUUAGUUGGAUUUUGAUCAUCGCAGCCUGGAGUCCGUAUGUUCUCUACAUUUCAAGAUUCAUCAGCGGCAUAGGGCUUGGCGUGGCUUACGUCAUUUGUCCCAUGUACAUCGGUGAAAUCGCCGAUAAAGAGAUCCGAGGAUCCCUGGGCUCUUUCAUCAAAUUAAUGGUAACAUUCGGCGAAUUGUACGCUCACGCAGUUGGCCCCUUCGUGUCGUACGAGUGUCUGGCAUACAGCUGCGUUAUAAUCCCUGUAAUCUUCUUCCUGACGUUCAGCUGGAUGCCAGAAUCUCCUUACUAUUUGUUGAUGAGAAAUCACGAGGAUAGAGCGAUGAACAGCCUGAAGCGUCUGAAGAGAUACGCAACGGAGGAUCAGCUGGAGGAAGACAUCGAACAAAUACAAAAGACCGUGAUCCGCGAUCUCAGCGACAAGGGACACAUUUGGGAUCUGUUCGACACUCCAGGUAACAGAAGAGCUGUAGUAAUCAGCUUCGGCCUUCAGCUAGUUCUGCAAUUCAGUGGUUUAGGCGCUAUAGAAGCGUAUACUCAAGAAAUUCUCGAGGAGGCUGAUACAGGUUUAUCCGCUGGAAUAGCGGUGAUCGUUCUAAGUGUUCUUCAGUUGGUAGCUGGUAUCGGUGCGGCAGCUUUGGUUGACAAAUUAGGAAGGAGGCCACUGCUUCUCGUCACUACUUUACUCGGUGGAUUGUCCUUAACUAUCGCUGGGGCGUUUUAUCUGUUAAAACAGUACAUGUCGAUAGACAUGACCGGUUUUGGUUGGGUUCUUCAUGCCUCUGUCAUAUUUUACGAACUCAUUAUCGCAUUAGGUUUAAAUCCCUUGGCCUACAUGAUGCUUGGAGAACUUUUCCCGACUAACGUCAAGGGAGCUGCAGUAUCUAUAGCAAACAUGUGGGCAUCCUUGUUGGCGUUCAUUGUUUCAAAAAUGUAUCAAGUCAUUUCCGAUUCUUGCGGUAUUUAUACCUCUUUCGGUUGGUUCGCUGUUAGCUGCUUCCUUGGAAUCGUCUUUAUAUUCUUCAUGGUCCCAGAAACCAAGGGGAAAUCGUUGCUAGAGAUACAAGAGGAACUGAACUGUAAAAAGAGAAAGCUGAAAAAAAAUAGAAAAAGUGAUCGGGGAAUUCAUAUUAAUACAAUAGCUUAAACCAGUAAAGUAAACAAUGAAACGAUGGUUCCGAUACUUGUCGAUUAUCAAGUAAGUCUGAUACGAUUAACAAUAUAUUUAUCAUAUUAUAAAAUCGAGAUUGACGCCGCGAAAAGUCUGUGAAAUUGGUAUUGGUAUUAAAUUUUUAAAAUAUUCGGAAGGAAUGAUAAACCAUCGUUUCAACGAAAAUGCUGAAAAUUUUUUAGAUAUCUUUCUUUCUUAAGCAAGUCUUCCACGUAUUCUGCGAAAUCUGCAAGACAAAUGCUCGUGUUAAGUAUAUUCCUGGUGUUAGACUCGAAUUGAUUUUAUUUUAAACUCGAGCAACGUCAAGGCCAUUUGUCAAAUUUCAAUCGAAUGGAUAACUCUUACUGCUAUUAAUACAGGAACGUGAAAUGUUCCAAAAAAAAAAAAGAAACAUAUUCUCUGCAUUUUUAAAAUAAUAAUUUAGGCUGUAAGAUUUUUUCUUUUUUUUUAAGCGAGGGCCCUUAUAUUCCAUGUGAAUGAACUGUUUACUUCGGUCAGAGUAACAAGGUUGUCGAAGAACAUUUCGAUUAAGAUUUCAUCAUUGAUCGGCAAAGCACGUUGGUGAGUCCAUUUAAUAAAUCGGAUUACUAUAAUAGAAACACACACAGGUACCGCAUAUAUCACUUGGCCAAAUAGUUCUAUCGUACGUCAUCCUGAAUAAAGGUAAU
Frieseomelitta varia is the source of this 2263-nucleotide messenger RNA. RefSeq names its product facilitated trehalose transporter Tret1-like. Gene Ontology annotation, molecular function: transmembrane transporter activity. The coding region runs from base 141 to 1571 and encodes 476 amino acids. The record is from RefSeq and is a predicted model, not a curated record. Gene Ontology annotation, cellular component: membrane. Lineage: Eukaryota; Metazoa; Arthropoda; Insecta; Hymenoptera; Apidae. The transcript is spliced from 3 exons. Gene Ontology annotation, biological process: transmembrane transport.